AUGUGAUAAGGAUUCCGCAGGACAUGGCAACCCGUAAAUCUCACGUUCACCUACACAGAGGAUGAAGCGCGCGCGCGCUCUGGUUUUCUGCGGUAUAUUCUCAGACGCCUGAAGCAGCUCCAGGAAGAUGGCUGGGAACGUGUGGAGGUCAACGGUGUCCCGUGUCCUGGGUGCACUGACACGCCAAACACAGCCCAGAACUGUAACCAGAGGGAUGCAUACUGUAACAUUAAUUCCAGGAGAUGGAAUUGGUCCUGAGAUCUCCACAGCUGUAGCAAAGAUAUUUGAAGCAGCUAAAGUUCCCAUUCAAUGGGAGGAGAGAAACGUGACUGCGAUUCAAGGACCUGGAGGAAAAUGGAUGAUCCCCCCUGAAGCCAAAGAGUCAAUGGACAGAAGCAAAAUUGGACUGAAAGGACCUCUAAAGACCCCUAUUGCUGCUGGCCAUCCAUCCAUGAACCUGCUGCUUAGAAAGACAUUUGACCUGUAUGCCAACGUGCGUCCCUGUGUAUCCAUUGAGGGCUUUAAGACUCCUUACACAGAUGUUGACUUGGUUACCAUCAGAGAAAACACUGAGGGAGAGUACAGUGGAAUUGAGCAUGUGAUUGUAGAUGGGGUUGUGCAGAGUAUAAAGCUGAUCACAGAAGAUGCCAGUCGUCGCAUUGCUGAGUAUGCCUUCGAAUAUGCCAAGAAUAACCAGAGAACCAGUGUAACAGCUGUUCACAAGGCCAACAUCAUGCGCAUGUCUGACGGCCUGUUUCUCAGAAAGUGCAGAGAGGUGGCUGAGAGCUACAAGGAUGUCAAAUUCACUGAAAUGUACUUGGAUACAGUGUGUUUAAAUAUGGUGCAGGAUCCCACUCAGUUUGAUGUGCUUGUUAUGCCCAAUCUGUAUGGUGAUAUUUUGAGUGAUCUUUGUGCGGGAUUAAUUGGAGGUCUAGGAGUAACUCCUAGUGGCAACAUUGGCGCUAAUGGUGUCGCAAUAUUUGAAUCGGUACAUGGAACUGCACCUGAUAUUGCUGGGAAGGAUCUUGCCAAUCCUACUGCUCUGCUCCUGAGUGCUGUGAUGAUGUUGCGGCACAUGGGACUGCAUGGCCAUGCCAAAAAAAUUGAGACCGCUUGCUAUGACACCAUCCGAGAGAAGAAGGUUUUGACCAAAGACCUUGGAGGAAAUUCAAAGUGUUCAGAGUUCACAGCUGAGAUUUGCAGACGAGUGCAGGACAUGGACUGAGACAUGGCACUUGAUGUUACCGAUUACCUGUGAUCAGGUUUCUGCCCUUAAAAGGCAAAAAAAAUAAAAUUGCCUUCAUAGACCUAUCUGUAUCUGCGCACAAUUAUACUAUAAAUAUGUAUGUAUCUGUUGAGAAAAAUAAUUGAAUGUUGAUCUAACGUUUUUCUUUCCAUCUUCAAAACAUGAAAACAGUUUGUCAACUGUAUACUGUCAACAAUAUAGAACUAUAUAUGUCAACGGUAUAAAUGUGUUUUUCUCUGUCUGUAUAACCUACAAUGUCCUUUAUUUAUUGACUGAAGAUGUUUUCUGAUCCCUCACAUUAUAACAUAACCACUUUGUCACUCAUUUAAUGGCAGUUGUAAACUUUCAGUUUAAGACAACAAAUACAUUAAAGUUGCUGAUAUUUUGAA
Silurus meridionalis is the source of this 1635-nucleotide messenger RNA. It is a transcript of the gene idh3a, whose product is annotated as isocitrate dehydrogenase (NAD(+)) 3 catalytic subunit alpha. The transcript is spliced from 11 exons. The coding region runs from base 128 to 1225 and encodes 365 amino acids. Gene Ontology annotation, biological process: tricarboxylic acid cycle; isocitrate metabolic process. Gene Ontology annotation, cellular component: mitochondrion. The record is from RefSeq and is a predicted model, not a curated record. Gene Ontology annotation, molecular function: NAD binding; isocitrate dehydrogenase (NAD+) activity; magnesium ion binding. NCBI's taxonomy places the organism in Eukaryota, Metazoa, Chordata, Actinopteri, Siluriformes, Siluridae.